Molecule: messenger RNA, 3124 nt
Organism: Centruroides sculpturatus (bark scorpion)
Lineage: Eukaryota; Metazoa; Arthropoda; Arachnida; Scorpiones; Buthidae
Gene: lqfR
Product: clathrin interactor 1-like
Exons: 13
Coding region: 196-1827 (543 amino acids)
Biological process (GO): endocytosis
Cellular component (GO): clathrin vesicle coat; endosome; plasma membrane
Molecular function (GO): clathrin binding; phospholipid binding
Source: RefSeq, a predicted model, not a curated record
CCAUCUAUUGCCGGAAAUGGGGGCGUACGAGUCACGUGACUGUGGCUAUGACGUCGAAGUCUUAAAGGUAGAUAGUUAAAAGAGAUCGAAAACAAUAUCGGUCCGCAUUUAAUUAGUUUAAAAAGUGUGGCUACAACAUCUUUACUAAAAGAACUCACCGUAGGAAUAAAUAAGAGAAGUUUCCGUCCAGUCACGAUGUGGAGAAUUAGAGAAAUAACAGAUCGAGUAACUAAUGUUGUAAUGAAUUAUACUGAAGUAGAAGCUAAAGUGCGUGAAGCCACAAAUGAUGAUGCGUGGGGACCAACUGGUCAGUUAAUGCAAGAAAUAGCCCAAAACACCUUCACUUACGAACAUUUUCCAGAAGUAAUGGGAAUGCUAUGGAAACGAAUGUUACAUGACAAUAAAAGAAAUUGGAGAAGAACUUAUAAAGCACUCUUAUUGUUGGGCUAUCUUAUCCGAAAUGGUUCAGAACGUGUAGUAACAAGUGCUAGAGAACAUAUAUAUGAUUUACGAAGUCUAGAAAACUACACUUUCAUUGAUGAACAUGGUAAAGAUCAAGGUGUCAAUGAGGAUUGGGAAGUUGAAGUGAUAGGGAGAAAGAAGCAGGAAAGAGCAAAGCUGAGAUGGAGAAAGAUGGCAGCAGAGGAUUUGGGUAUUAGAUAUAGUGAUAGGCAUGAAUCAGAUUCUUGGUAUCGUCGUGAUGAAUUUGAUGACUUUGAAUCUGGUAAAUCAAGUAAUAGAGUACCAAAAUUAAGUUUAGGAAGGAGAAAAAGUUUUGAAGAUUCUCCAGAACAUAGUAAUGAUGAAGAAAAAAGAUCUGAAAAUGGAGAUAGACUUGAAUAUAAAGAUGAUGCAGAAAUAAAGUUACCCAAUAAAUCAGAAAGGUCACAAAUUACGCCAAAAAGUACAAAAAAAAUUGAUCUUGGUGCUGCAGCAAAUUUUGGGAAAGAAAAAUCAGAGACAAAUUCAGAAAAAAUUGUGGAGAGUUCUUCUGUAACUAGUAAUUCACCUGAAAAUAAACCAAAAUCUGAUCAGACAAGCACAGAUUUGUUAUCUGAUUUAGUAGACUUUGGUUCCAGUUCUACAGCCACCAAUGUUCAAACUUUAACGGCGAAUGGUGAUUUUGCAGACUUCACUAACUUUCAAUCUGCCGUAUCAUCUCCACCGCCAUCACAAAAAAUGGAAGAAUUUGCUGAUUUCUCUGCUUUUUCAUUAACUUCAUCCACUACUACAUCAAAUCCACCAAGCAUGGAUCUUAUAGAUUCUUUUAAGACAUCCAACAUUCCACCUCUUCAAAUGCAACAAGUAGUAGUAAACAAUCCAUUACAGCCUCAAUCGUUAAUUUCACAUCCGAGCAUGAUUCCAUCUCCAAGUGGUGUAUCCACAAUGCCUAUGGUCAUGCAGCAAAACAUUAUGAGUAUGCAAUCUCCAAUGAUGUCACUUAUUCAGCCACAAAUGGGAAAUAUAAUGAUGAUGGGCAAUCACUCUAUGAUGCAGCCACCUAUUUCUGCUCAUCAGUCAGUCAUGAAUAAUUCAUUGAAAGCCAAUACUUGGAGUGAUGCUGGAAAAGUAAAUAUUAGUGUUGACAAUCUCAGUUUAGCUAGUAGGUAUGAAAAACCAAUAGCUCCAAGUAUGAAUCAAUUAGCUGCAGUGAAUAAUGUAGCUAUGAGCAUGCAACAGAUGACUCUAGGACAGUCUCAAAUUAGAGGAGGUGCAGUGGGAAAUGCAACAGUGGCUUCGGCUUCAGUGAGCGGAAUGAUGUCACCAACUGGAAUGAUGUCUCAAACACAAUCAGUAUUUAGCAGUCCUGGGAGUCUAGGAAUGUAAUAUUAUCUUCCAAUAUCUUAAAUAAGGUUGAUUUAAAAUGAUUUAUCAGCCUAUGUACAGUGUAUGGCAUGUGUGAGCAGGAUUCAAGUAAAACAAAAAGGAAGAUCUUAAUUUCCUGCUUUUUCUAUGUGAAAUUACAGAAAUUCUGACGAAAAUAUAUUUCAUUGUACAGGGGACAGUGUAAAUCAUUAACAACAGCUUAUUUCAGACUAUAAUUUUAGUCCGAAAUACUUCUUCGUGUUUACCAGUUUUUGGGCAAAAUUUUAUGAAACUAGAUUUCAAGGUCACAAAUUUGAAAUUAUUCUAUGAAUACGUUUCAAGUAAUCCAACCGAAGUUUGUGUUUGUUUUUAUUAUGUAAUUGGGAAACUUACCACUUCCUUGUUUUUUUUUAUAAAUCGUGUUAAAGAUAUAGUAGUCGAACUGUUAAUUCCAAUAUUAUUGUCUGACAGAAAAGAUAAAAUAACAAAUUGAAGAAUUUCCAUAAUUUGAUAUUAUAACUAUAUUUAUAUAUUUAAAUCAUUCAAAUUAUAAUUAUUUGUAAACAUUGUAUUGAUAUAACCCAUUGAUUUUGUUCUGUAAAUUUACUUUUAAUCUUCUUUAUAUAAGAAUUGAAAUUAAGUCAAGAUAAAGUUAUUCGGAUAUUGAAAGUAAAACUUAUUAAAUAUUUUAAAAUUGUUUUAAUAAUUCAGAAAAUCCAUUUUUACCAUAACGCUCAAGUUUGGUUCAAUAUUUCAUGUAAAAUUUUCAAUUAAAACUUCUCCAAUUUAAUUUCUUUUUGUCGAAUGAAUUGAACAAAGUAAUUUAAAUGGCAGCUUAUUUUGUCGUUCGUAACGGUCGUGCAGCUUCUCCGAAAUAUUUUGUAUAUUUGUUGCUUUUUUUUAAAAUCCUUGAUUUGGAAUUCGGUUUUUGGACGAAACCGUCUCUAAUAUUUAUUUCGAACGAAAAACAAAAUAGCUGCCAAUAAGAAUGGAUUUCAUUCCUUGUACAGUGUCCAUUUUGUGUAAAAUCAAAUGUGGAUAUGGCCACGAGAUCAUCUUGCCACGAAUUAGAUACACUUAUCGGAACAGUGCCUAUCUGGACAAAAUUUGUGUUUUGUUAAUAUCGAGGUGAAGGUAAAUUUAUUAUUUUUUGGGAAUUACUUAUUAUAAAUUUUGUCAAUAACAAAAUGAGUGUCAAAUUGUAGAUAGCUGGCGGCAGGCGCGUUGGAAACGUGCCGGUCGAUAGUAAUGUAAUUCCUGUCAAGUUUAUCGAAACUGGGAUCCGAAACGAACCAUAGCAAAUAAAAUCUUUUGUACA